UAUAAGUCGAUUUUUUAUAAUACUAAAUAUAUAUAGGAUGAUACCUGUUAAUAGAAAAGGAACACGAUGAAUUUCAAAAUUGAAUUUUGAAAAACUGAUUAAAGACAUGGAUUAAACAUCUAUAUCGAAAAAGCGACAGUAGAUAUACAUAGUUCAGAAAAAAGAGAGUCGAUAUUGUUGUGAUCGUGAAAGAGGCUGAUUAAUGGCGCCAGCAUUGGGCCAUGUCUUCUUUGGCCCAGAAUUCCUUUUCCGAAAAUACGACCAGCGGAAAAAACGUCUAAGGUGAUUUAAUGUUAUCGACAUUUUUUACACGAUAUAAAGUGAUUAAAAACAAUAAUCUGUGUACAUAAGUGAAAGGAAAUUGGUACGCAUACUGCUACCAAUUGUGAAAGUUUGAAUGUCAAAUUGUAUGCUUUUGAUCGCAUUAUAAAUCGGAUGUCCCGCAUUGAACGAUUGUGUCAAUGUGGUGAACAAACGAAUCUGAGUAUCAAUUGAAUUUUUUACUUUGUUUUCUACAACUUUGUAUAUUUAGAUCAUAUUUGCAUACUGGGAAAUAUGGGUACGUUCGAUGGUGCACAAAGUGCACAGGAUGGAGGAGGAAUGCUCUCAAGAGAAUAAAAAAGUUGAGACAACGAUGCAGACUACGGUCGCGGUAGCGAAUACCUCAUCAGAUGACGUUUGUAACGCACGGGCACGUGUAUCUUGCCAAGAAGAGUUUACAUGUUCUUUGUAUAUCUCGCGUGCUGUCGGGCCGCAAGGUCAAGUGCAAGGAAUACAAAGUGGUGGCUCGAUUUUCAGCGAAAGAUUCUCGUUAUAGACAAGCGGUUCUUCUUCGCGAUGUACCCUGGGCUAUUCCUUUACAGGAUAUCAAUUCUGCAUUAAUGAAACAGGGAAUUGCAACAGGAAGCGUUGAACGUUGGCGACAAUAUAUACGCGUUGAGGUGUUAGAUGCUGGACAUUACGAACUCUUAUUGCGUCAAGGACUGGACUUUUUCGGUGCAGCCCGAUUCAGUGCCAUCCCAGAGCGUUGGUGGCGCGGAGGAACCGGAAGUACUGGUGGACCGCUGCAGGCAGGGCCAGGAAUAGUCAGCAACUUUCUCGAAACAUCUAAUUUUCAAACAGGGGACGGUGUUCUCCAGUGUUAUCGUUGCCAGGGAUUCUGGCAUAUGGCUGCCAACUGUAGACACUUGCCACGUUGCGUUCGAUGUGGAGAACCACAUAGUGUUGAGUUUUGUCCCAGACCUCGAAACAACCCUAUUUGCUGUCAUUGUUCCGGUCCUCAUCAUGCUGGCUACCGACAAUGUCCGGUUCGACAACAACUUUCGAACGCUACGCCUAUUAGUAUCACACUAAGCACUACUCGGAUUGGAAACCAAUAUCCCAUGAAUGCAGCCUCCAAGACGAACGCGUCCGCUCACGAGCAACAGCCCUUGAAGUCAAGCCAAUCUUAACGAAAUAUUACUGAAUGUCGACGUAUCGACUGUCCAUAUAUAUAUAUAUAUAUAUAUAUAUAUAUAUAUAUAUUGACUUCAAGAUCUUGUAAAUUGCUCGCGUUUACGAUUGCUUAUUGGUAUAUUUACGAUCAGUUAUACGGUCAGUUAUAUAAAUUUUAAAAAACAAAGAAAUUAAUGGAGAAACGAUGGAAAACAAAAACUAUUUCUUUAUUUUUUAUAUGUAAUUUAAACGAGUUUUUAUAAAUUUUAAUCGUUAUAUUAUUAUACUCGUUAAAUAACUGAAAUUAAAGAUAAUACAUGUAUAUAAAAAUAACAAUUUAAUUAUUUUUAAUAUUCCGCAAAAUCAUGUAAAUUUUUUAGAUUAUCAGAAACAUAAUGUAAAAAUUAACCAUAUAUGUACACACUAACCAGACGAUUUUCUACUUUUCGUCCUACUUUCUUCGUCCUAGUCUUUCUGAAUCUGGGUUCCCCCUCCUCCAAGUAAAUUCGUGCAUAUUGUUGGACGAUACUUUGUAACUGAUAAAAGAAUGAAAAUGGAGGGGUCUGAGCAGGUAUACUUGCGAAUUCUCUAGAUCGAUAGAUCACGGUAGAGAGACAACAGUCAAUUCCCGCCAGAUACUUGAUGUUCCAUCGGCGCAGUUUAAAGUUGUUUCUUCGAGGGAGAAAUUCAGAAAUUUGUCGAGUAUUGU
Apis mellifera (honey bee) is the source of this 2143-nucleotide messenger RNA. RefSeq lists its product as uncharacterized. Bases 672 to 1451 code for a protein of 259 amino acids. The record is from RefSeq and is a predicted model, not a curated record. The transcript is spliced from 5 exons. NCBI's taxonomy places the organism in Eukaryota, Metazoa, Arthropoda, Insecta, Hymenoptera, Apidae.